AUGAACAUCGUUCUGGGGCUCCCUCAGACUCAAAAGAAAUUUGACGUUGUAUGGGUGAUUAUGGAUAGGUUGACCAAGUCAGCUCAUUUUAUUCCGGUGGUGACUAUCUAUUCUUCAGAACAGCUGGCUCAGAUCUAUAUCCGCAAGAUUGUCCGACUUCAUGGUGUUCCGAUAUCCAUCAUCUCUGACUGGGGCACGUUGUUAACAUCGCACUUCUGUAGAGCCGUACAUCCAUCAUCUGCCCUAACAACCAGCUCGGGAAUAGAACAGGUAAAAAUGUCUGGCUCAGUAAACAAAGUUGAGAACGACCGUCUCGAAGAUCACGGGGAAAAUGGUAUAACUAUCCCGGCCGCCGGAGCACCACUACAGGAUCCCGAUAACACACCCGGACCAAUACUACUGGAUGCGGACUCACAGGACGCACAGCAAGUCAACGAAACUUCUCACACCGACAAAAGCGCACAACAACUAGCCAUUACUCAGUUGCAAAGCCAUCCGAGGGCCCCCAAUGUAGCAGCACCGGAAAUAGCUUCCCCCGACGAAUGCACCGCCGCUCACGCAUGCACAAAGAAAAAUAGCGACUUCCAAGAUGACCCCGCUACAGAAACAUACGCCGAUGUCAUCGAAGCAGCAACGGCGGAAACCGACAAGUCGGAGGCCGAACAAAGAAAGGAAGAAACACAAGAAGUCGCAUCUUGCUCCCUGGUAGGACGAAUGAGAUCGCAUCCGGUUUCAGGUGAACAGAAAACCCUGGCCUUUGCUUGGGGUCUAAACAGAGCAUACCCGCCGAUCCCAGGUCGUUUCAAACGACGUUUAGCCAGAUACCAAGCCGAGACUUGGCCAUGCAUCCGUAUCCAGCACCGGCUACUAAUCGGGGCCAUGAGUGACCAUCCAAAAACCUUUGCAGAAAUAGCAAACCUAAGCAUGCCUUCCACGAAGAAACUAAUGCCAAACGGAUGGAGAUACCGUCCACGCGCCGCUAAUGGGAGGAACGCCUCAAGAUCCAACCUACCUCGCAACGGUAGGGGAAUAGUUCGAGGGCGACAUCCUCGGGGAACCUCCAGCAGACAAACCUCAUCCGGCAAAGUACGGGCUCAACAUUGUUAUGCCAAAUAUCCUAGUCACCAUAAGCGAAACCGGGAAUGCUGA
Molecule: messenger RNA, 1149 nt
Organism: Nicotiana attenuata
Lineage: Eukaryota; Viridiplantae; Streptophyta; Magnoliopsida; Solanales; Solanaceae
Exons: 4
Coding region: 1-1149 (382 amino acids)
Molecular function (GO): nucleic acid binding
Source: RefSeq, a predicted model, not a curated record